AAUUUUAGGCUGAAGUUGUCUGAGAGCGGUGCAGUGUUUGUGCUGAGCCUCACCUCCCUGAGAAGUGGUACAGUCCCGUUAGACGCAGUCCGAGUCCGGUCUGCAGCAGACGCAGUUAGCGGAAAACGACAUGACCAACAAACGGUUAAACUACUCGUUAGUAUAAAAACGGACAAUAUAAUGAACGUUUACCGGCUGGCUAUUUUUUUGGGAGCCUCAGUGUGCGUGUGUGACAGUGUGCAUGUCUCAGUGCAGAAGGAAAAGCAGUAUGCAAUCCUCUUCCAGUCCGUGGUCCUCUCGUGUCAGUACCAGACGUCCUCCGUCCAGCUCCCGGUGGUGCAGUGGUGGUACAAGUCCUACUGUCGAGACCACAUGCAGGAGUCCUUCUCUCUUUCGGAGACCCUGGGCAUCAAGACCUCAGCGCUGGGACCCAAGUCCCACCUGGAGUGCUCUGACAACACCCGCACAGUUCGGGUAGUGGCAUCGUCCCAGGGAGCCUCCAUGACGCUGGCUGAGCACUACAAAGGCAGAGACAUCAGCAUCAUAAACAAAGCAGACCUGCGUAUUGGGGAGCUGCAGUGGGGCGACAGCGGGGUGUAUUUCUGCAAAGUUGUGAUCGCUGAUGAUCUGGAGGGGAAGAACGAGGAUCAGGUGGAAUUACUGGUGCUCGGCAGGACAGGUGAGCAGCAAGAUCUACUCCCUGAGUUUGAUUUGGAGAUUAUGCCAGAAUGGGCGUUUGUGGGAUCUGUAGUCCUGGGCAGCAUCUUGCUCCUGCUGUUGUUGGGGAUCUGCUGGUGCCAGUGCUGUCCUCACUCCUGCUGCUGCUACGUCCGCUGCUGCUGCUGCCCUGACACCUGCUGCUGCCCACGACACCUGUAUGAAGCGGGGAAGAUGGCAAAGAGCAGACAGCCUGCUGCUCAGGUCCCUCUGUAUCCCUAUUACAUUCCUGGUAUACCUACUGUGGUCCCUGUGGCCUCUUCCUCUUACACGGACACAAAGAUCAACUCGAUCCCCUCAGUGGAGAAUAACCUGUCUGGAGUGCGCAGUGGUUACCGGCUCAAAGCCAGUCCAGCCCAGGACUCAAUAAAAGUUCUGUACUACAUAGAGAAGGAGCUGGCUCAGUUUCCGCGCAGCAAGAUGGCAGCAUUCAAAUCCAGGAGCAUAUCAGAGCUCAGCUCGCUUCAUGAUGGAGGGACUACAGACUUCAGAAACACCUUUCAGGCGGUCCAGAUGAAAGCACUUCCACCUAUCGCAGACCUCGAUGACCUGUCGGUGCGGAGAGCAGCUCCACCUACACAAAGCCGAAGACUCAGACAAGACAGAAUUAACCACUCAGAUGAUGAACUGGACCGCAGGUGGAACUGCCGAUCGGAGAACCUGCAGAGAAAGACGUUGGGCAGAAGAGGGCGCACGGGCUCUCUGGAUGAGCUGGAGGAAUUCGCUCGGUCUUAUAGCGCACAUGGACGUCGGGGUGCGCCAUCAGACCGGCCUUAUGAGCGGGAUUACAGCCCUCCCAGGCGCUCCUAUAGAAAUGAACAUGAUGGCUGGGGGCGCCGCAGCCCGUCACCAGUACUGCAAAAGAGAAGGGACACGUGGGACAGUGAUCGCCCGUCUCGACUGCCCCAAAGCAGAGCCUAUGAUGACACCUUGCUCAACAGCAUGCUUGAGAGUAAAACGAGAGGCCGGGGAAGGGACAGAGGUGCUGGGAGGAUGGAUGAGGACAGUGACACUCCCUCUAAAGGCAGCUCCAGAGGAAAGGGCAGCGAUAGUUAUUACAGCCGUUCACCUAGCAACCGCCCAGAAGAUGAGGACUCUUUGCCUCCGUACUCUGAGCUCGAGGCUGAGAGAUACCGCAGGGCUGACCAAACUACAGAGCGGUACCGCACAGCAGAACCUCCCAGAUCAGAGAGGUACAGGACCACAGAGGCAGCCAUGAAGCCCUUCUCUUACACCCGCCCCAACCAGGGAAUGUCCCACACACUGCAAGGGGGCAGAGAGGAGAGAGAAAGGAGCAGAAAUCUGAGCACUGCACUGAGCAGGGACUCACUCAUAGUGUGACAGGGUCUCCAGCCUGGACCCAGCACAGCGCUGCCAGCCUGUGCAUUAAAACUGUCCUGCAGCUGCGCAGGAGAUGCUAACUGUUACAGCUCCAACCACAGCAAGUCAGGCUCAUCUCAUUGAAAUAACAUCACUGAAAAACGUCAGUAAUGAAUCCUGAGGAAAAAGUGGAUUUAAUAUUUGUGUUUUUGUACAUGCAUAUCAUAUUUUAUUUGUUUGUUUGUUUUUUAAUUUGUCUUACUUUGUAUUUCAAUGAUGUAACUGGACUCACACUGGUGCCAAGGACAGAUUUUGUAUUUUAUUUUUUUGUUAUUCAAAAAUUUUAGAACAGCAACCAAGCAGCCUUCAGCCUCCAUACUUCUCUACUACUCUGCAGCUCAGGUUCACUUUGUAUUUUUGCCUUUGCCUGUUGUUACCUGUGUUCCUGGAAAUACUGCGCCUUGAAUUUGUACUACAGAUUGCAAUUGCACUGCUUAAUAACUUUUUAAAUAAAGAAAACUUUGCUAUAGUCUCCUCCA
Molecule: messenger RNA, 2576 nt
Organism: Haplochromis burtoni (Burton's mouthbrooder)
Lineage: Eukaryota; Metazoa; Chordata; Actinopteri; Cichliformes; Cichlidae
Gene: ildr2b
Product: immunoglobulin-like domain containing receptor 2
Exons: 10
Coding region: 181-2058 (625 amino acids)
Biological process (GO): pancreas development
Cellular component (GO): membrane
Source: RefSeq, a predicted model, not a curated record